Cimex lectularius (bed bug) is the source of this 1058-nucleotide messenger RNA. RefSeq lists its product as uncharacterized. Bases 141 to 1040 code for a protein of 299 amino acids. The transcript has 3 exons. The record is from RefSeq and is a predicted model, not a curated record. Lineage: Eukaryota; Metazoa; Arthropoda; Insecta; Hemiptera; Cimicidae.
AACACAAACUUAAAUCGGUCAAAACAUAUGCUAAUCAAGCAACCUUACCAAAAUUAUAGUGAACAAAAUUCCUUCCCUGUAAAAUUAUUAUUUAAAAACAGGACAAACAAGACCGUGGACCUCAUGCUAAAAAAAUUAAAAUGAGAGGAUCCAGCGGGCCUUUUCCGUCAACGUCCAGAGACUCAGGCAGACGCUCAGCCAGAAAACUGGAAUACAAAGAGUGGAAGGUUUUGAGGUGGGAAGACCCGAAGAGAUACCACAAAUAUUACCAUUACAAGUCGGGCUCCUAUUACAGAAAAAAGAAACUGAGGUUCUUGUUCGAAACGACCCUCAAGCCCUUAUUUUACUCUUUGAUUUUGCUCCCAUUUUAUAAGAACAAGCAUCACAUGCGUUGUUUGACUUGUCUCAAACUUGUUAUGGAAGAUAAUGACAGGAAGCAACAUGAGUCUACAGAAAAGGCCCAGAUAGAGGUCAACGUCUCUAAAUACCCGAAUGGCGACACGCUACAAAGGGAACGGCGCUACCAUGCCAGACGAAAUAAAGCUCUGGCAGUGACUUCGCCGACCGUACUCUCUCCUGAGAAUACGCAGUCGCCGGACUUGGAACUGCUCAGUAGGAGGUUUGUAGCCGAUCAUGGCGACACGUUUUCGACUUUGCCUGUACAAAUGAAGCUCAAAACCUUCGGAGAGCGGUUUACAAAGAACUCAUGCGUCCAGACGUCACCGGUCUCUAGUCACAAAAGUGAAAAUCCGUGCGACCAGGAAGAUGGCGAGAAAUUUCAGGAGAUUCAGAAAGUCAAGGCCGAAGUUAAACAAUUGUCCACUAUGUACGUCAAGCUACCACCGGAGGACUGCUGUGACACCGCUUGCCAGCCGUCGGCGAUCACGAAAGAAAAGAGCACCAUCGACAUGGAGCCGAAGGAUCACGAAUUGGAAAAAUUGAACAACAACAAAGAAGAAAAGGAUGAGAAAGAAGACUAUCCCUGCAUCGUCGACUGUCUCUACUAUUCGAUGCAGUGUUGCGACUGCAGCAUUAUAUGAUUCACUUUUAUUCUUAAA